Molecule: messenger RNA, 2119 nt
Organism: Brassica rapa (field mustard)
Lineage: Eukaryota; Viridiplantae; Streptophyta; Magnoliopsida; Brassicales; Brassicaceae
Product: glutathione S-transferase T2-like
Source: RefSeq, a predicted model, not a curated record
CGAUCAGUCGUGUAAUCGAAGACUUCUCCGCCGAAUCGAAUAUUGACGAGGGGAAAGACGAGUUUCGGUGUGGAAAGCAUUCUCGGCGUUUCCGUAUUCUCUCUCUCUCGACGGCGAUCCAAUCGAAAACAGGUUUGUGUUUUCUCAAUCUCCGUCUCGGUUAGAUUAAUUUUAUUUCGUGCGAUAUAGAGCUUACGAUUGAUGAUUUGAUCUAUCUCCGUCUUGGUUAGAAUUUUUUUUAGAGUGAUGAUGCUUCCUGAUUGUGAUGGUUUGUAAUUGUGAUGGUGUGUAAUAUUUUUGCUAAAUUUCUCAUAUGUGAAUUCUUUUGAAUGAGUAAACAAAAUUGUUCCUGCGUUUAUGAACUCUUGUUCAGAAUUCUCUCAUAGUUUUGAUUGACUAAAUCUGUUCAUCUUUUCAUAUUUACAAUAAUUGUUCAAGUGUUUAUGCUCAUUGUUCAUUUGUGAAUUUCCUUUGAUUGAGUUAGCAUAAUUGUUCAAGUGUUUAUGGUCAUUGUUCCUAAUUAUUCUCAUAGUUUUGAAAGAGUAAAUCUUUUCAUAUACAUGUGAAAUGCAAAAGAGGUUGUUGUACUUGCGUAAAAGUAAACUGAUAUUUAAUAACUUGUUACUAGCUUUGUGGUUCUAUGUGUAGCUUGUCAGAUUUUAUGGUUCGGUCAUUACUGAAAGUAGUUUAUGGUUCGGUCAUUACUUCUUAUUAGAGUGUUUGGUUGUAACUCAUUACUUCUUCAUAUCGUUAAUGGUCUUGUCUACUUUACUUCUCUGUAGUUUAUGGGUUGCUUGUUAGAGUUUAUAGUUGUAUCUCAUUACUUCUUAGCAGUAAUGGUCUUGUCUACUGUUUAAUUAUCUGUAGUUUAACCUAUUAUAUAUGUCCACCAUCUUCAUUGUAUCAUAUAUAUCCACCAUCUUCUUUCUCUCUUGUUUGCGCAAUCCCUUCCUCUCCGGUUUCUCUUCUCUUUCUCUGUUCUAAUAGCUAUGGAUCCAAGGAAUCCAUAUAGUCAGUCAUCUAGUUAUAUGGGCCUUCUAAACAGUCAAAACUUUCCUUAUGAAAGUUUCCCUCAGUUCAGUUCACAAGUAACCGACGCUGGAACUCAACCUGAAGCCACACCUGUGGACCGUAAGGAGAGAAGGAAAUGGACCCCAUCCGAUGACGAGGUCCUAAUCAGCGGGUGGCUGAACACAUCCAAGGAUGCGAUCGUUGGAAAUGAUCAAAAGUCGGGGAGUUUUUGGAAACGAGUAGGCGAAUAUGUCGCAGCUAGUCCACAUGCUAGAGAGGGUGGUGAAACAAGAGAGCAUCUCCACUGCAAGCAGAGGUGGCACAAAAUCAAUGAUGUAGUGAGCAAGUUCUGUGGCGCAUAUGCUGCAGCUGAAAGACAAAUCAGUUCUGGUCAGAAUGAAACAGAUGUUCUCAAGAUGGCCCAUGAGAUAUACUACGCUGAUCAGCACUCGAAGUUUAAUCUUGAGCAUGCGUGGUGUGUGUUGAGGUAUGAACAGAAAUGGCUUAACCUCAACACACCUAAACCCACGGGCAGUUCAAAGAGAAAAAUUGGUGAGCCAGUUUCUGAUACUUCAAGCACGUGUCAUGGUGAUCAAGACAUCCGUCCUGAAGGUGUAAAGGCUGCUAAAGCUAAAAGGAAUAAUGGUCAAGGGAAGUCUGUUGCUGAGUAUUCGACCAUUUGGGAAAUGAAGAAGGAGGAUCUCAUGAUGAAGAAGGAGGAUCUCAUGAUGAAGGAGAAGCUGUCUAGACUGGCCAUACUAGACUCUCUCCUAACCAAAAAAGACCCUCUGACUGAAGCUGAAGAAGUUGUCAAGAAUAAGGUACUCGCUCAGUAUUUCUGAGCAACAAAACUAAAUCUUUCUAUGUUUCUACCUUAUAAACUAUGUCUUUAAAAUGUUGUUUGAACUCUUUCCCUGUCGGCUUUGAGAAUUCGAGCCUUAUUUGUUUGUAUGAAUCUACUUUAUGUUUGCUUAACGUGAUGAAUCUACUUGAUGUUUGCUAUUACAUGUCUUUUAAAUGUUGCUUUUUGAACUGUCCUUAGCUACACACUUCUAUUUUUUUACUUUGAACUGACGGUAGCUACACACAUAUUUUUUUUUUUCAGGUU